Magnolia sinica is the source of this 942-nucleotide messenger RNA. RefSeq names its product acireductone dioxygenase 2-like. The record is from RefSeq and is a predicted model, not a curated record. Lineage: Eukaryota; Viridiplantae; Streptophyta; Magnoliopsida; Magnoliales; Magnoliaceae. The coding region runs from base 135 to 734 and encodes 199 amino acids. Gene Ontology annotation, molecular function: acireductone dioxygenase [iron(II)-requiring] activity. The transcript has 7 exons.
UCUCGACUCGAUUGAAUCCAGCGGCUCGACGACUUUCUUACCGUCUAUAAGUAGGGCCUUCGCGUCGUUUCCAAGCUCUGGAGAUAAGAGAGAGAGAGAGAGCGGGGAGAAAAUCAACGGUCGAGAUAGUAGAGAUGGACGCCUCGUGCAAGGAUGGAAGAGAGGAUGUCAUCCAAGCCUGGUACAUGGAUGACAGUGAUGAAGAUCAGAGACUUCCCCAUCAUUGCAAUCCCAAGGAGUUUAUUUCCUUCGACAAACUUGCAGAGCUGGGCGUGCUCAGUUGGAGUUUAAAUGCUGAUAACUACAAAACUGAUGAGGAGUUGAAGAAAAUCCGUGAAGACAGGGGCUACACCUAUAUGGACAUUAUUGAGGUGUGCCCAGAAAAGUUACCAAAUUAUGAGGCCAAGAUCAAAGACUUUUUUGAGGAGCAUCUUCACACUGAUGAAGAGAUCCGUUAUUGUUUAGAUGGAAGUGGAUAUUUUGACGUGAGAGACCAAAAUGACCGUUGGAUCCGUGUAGCAUUGAAGAAAGGGGGCAUGAUUGUUUUACCUGCUGGGAUUUAUCACCGUUUUACACUGGAUUCCGACAACUACAUCAAGGCGAUGCGGCUGUUUGUGGGUGAACCAGUCUGGACUCCGUAUAACCGUCCUCAUGAUCAUCUUCCUGCAAGGAAGGAAUAUAUUGAAGCUUUUGUGAAGAAGGAAGCCACUGGCCAUGCUGUCGAAGCUCAUUGACAGGUGUUGUUGGUAGAUGCAUUUCUGUUGUUGCUGCUUAGUCUCCCAAAACUGUUGUGGCUUUUAAUAAUUUCUCCAUAUCGUCCUUAUGUGGAAGCUAUGUAUGGGCUUUCUUAUUUGGAUGAGAUGAUGGCUUUUGAGGAUCAUGUUGUUAGUAUCAACUAAACCACGUUGAAUUCGUAUCUUUAUAUGCUUGCUCUAUUUUUCA